This is a messenger RNA of Sycon ciliatum, 4447 nucleotides long. Its product is annotated as N-acetylglucosamine-1-phosphotransferase subunits alpha/beta-like. Gene Ontology annotation, molecular function: UDP-N-acetylglucosamine-lysosomal-enzyme N-acetylglucosaminephosphotransferase activity; calcium ion binding. Gene Ontology annotation, biological process: N-glycan processing to lysosome; carbohydrate phosphorylation. NCBI's taxonomy places the organism in Eukaryota, Metazoa, Porifera, Calcarea, Leucosolenida, Sycettidae. The record is from RefSeq and is a predicted model, not a curated record. Gene Ontology annotation, cellular component: Golgi apparatus. The transcript is spliced from 33 exons. The coding region runs from base 158 to 3634 and encodes 1158 amino acids.
GUAAUUUGAAACAAAGAAGAAACUUUGGUCACCAGUUUCGUAAGAUUUGUCACAACAAAUGCAUUUUUGUCCCUUGUUUGUGGCGUGAAUGGAACAGUGUGAGCAGCCUAUCUAAUCGUUUUUCUAUCCACAUUCAUUGUGGAGUCUCCAUGUAUGAAUGGGAGUGAGACGAAAUAUUUAUUCUUGCUUGCGCCGCAAUCACGUGUAUUGGCGCUGCUGCCGAAGAUACGUUCCGCUUUCACUUCUCGGACUCGUGAUUGCCUUCUUUGUAUUGAGCUCAUUGUUUGACAGCGAGCAGCCAGCAGCUACAAUACAAGGCAGCAAUGGAUGGCAAAGUGAAAUAGGUCCCAUUGAUGUUGUCUACACAUGGGUGAACGGAAGUGAUCCAGUCUUAUUGAAAUCUCUUCAUCAUCACAAACUUCUACUAAAGAAGAAACUAGGAAUAGUCCCAGGGUCUGGAGAGAGUAAUUGUAACGGUACUAACUGGGAACUGUUGUGCAAAAGGGCAGGUAAUGUUGGUGUCUGCAACUUAACAAAAUGCCAGCUGGAGCAGCGCAAUCAACAAGGACACCACCACCAGCUGUUUCCAUGGAGCAUAGCUGUCCUGGAAGGGACAAAUAUCAGCCUGCUGCAGUCGUACGACAUUCAUCAGAUCUCACAGGCCCGGCCGUAUCGUACUUUGGACCUCCAGCGUAGCAACGCGACGGCGCAACACUCCACCGCUUUGCUUUUCGCAUCAUCCAAGCAAGCCUUGCAGCUUAUCGAGUUGAAGAAUGUAACUUACAGAAACAAGAAUUACUCGGUGACUGAAGGCUAUGUGAGUGCAACAUGUUGCCGUGGACACUGUGCUCUUCUCAAGGAUCACAUCAUUGUACAGGGACUGUCAGCCAAUACCAGCUCUGAGACGCAUCGUCGUCUGAAGCAGAUUGCCAGCGACAACUAUGGAAUAAAGGUUUUUGUAUGGCCUGCGGCAGGCACAGCCAUUGUUCAAAUGCCAGUGUGGGGAACACCAGCAUCACUCAACACGAGCGUGUUUGCACUGAAGGGGACGCACUCAAGCGUGCAAGUGUCUCCGGCGUAUGCUGUGUGGAAUUGCGCUGCUGAUCGGGAUGCUGCAGCACCUAGUGUAGAUGUUGAUGGUGAAACUGUGCCAAGUCGUUUCGAGGACAAUGAGGAACUGCGUUACUCACUGCGUGCAAUUGAGGCGAACGCUCCCUGGGUGCGCCAUGUGUUCAUUGUAACCAAUGGUCAGAUUCCAUACUGGUUGAAUCUCAAUUGUCCAAGAGUAUCCGUUGUUACACAUGAGGAUAUCUUCCUGAAUAAGUCUCACCUGCCCACGUUCAGCUCGCCAUCCAUUGAGUCUCACAUUCACCGCAUCAAGGGUCUGUCACGCUACUUCAUCUAUCUCAAUGAUGAUGUCUUGUUCGGACGCAAAGUCUACCCAUCCGACUUCUACUCGCCCUCGUCGGGACAGCGGAUCUUCUUAUCCUGGCCACUACCCAUGUGCAACACUGGCUGUACUGCGUCAUGGCUGGGAGACGGCACCUGUGACAGGGCAUGCAAUAGCUCUCAGUGCGAUUUCGAUGGUGGUGACUGCCUGAAGACGGCCAAGCACUCUACGGGUCGAUUCUCCUUUUCUUCCUCCGAGGCUGCAUUGGUCAGAUGCAGUGGAUCGUGCAGGGACUCUUGGCUAGGCGAUCGCUACUGUGAUUCUGCUUGUAAUGUAUUUGAGUGUGGUUAUGAUGCUGGCGAUUGUAAGGAAGAGGCUGGUCGACCACUCUUCAGGGUGCAUAUAUCAAAUGCCUUAGCAAUGGGGACUGUCCUCAUCCCAGAAGGCCACUUGUCUGCAAGAAUCAUGCUGAACGGAUAUCCGAAGAACAUCUCCGAAGGCCAGUACACUGUUGCGUCCGGCAAGCAGCUGGUCCAUGCUGCCGUGGUGUCCAGGACAUACCACUACUUCACUGUAGUCUUUGUGAAGAAUUGCACUGGACUGGUCAGCUUCAACCUGACUACUGCUGACAAGGCCAACAAAUCAGCACUUCAUUUUAAUUCAACCUUUGACACACGCACAGUACUUCCGAACUACACUCGUCCAGCCCCAGUAACUCCAGCUUUAUUGGGAUCAUUGAUUUCAAAAUUGUCGGGCAAGAAGAAUAUCUCUGGUAUAUUUCCACUGGACAAGUCACUACAAUUCUGGAAAGAUGGCAAACCAAGCUUUCCACUUCUCAAGAAGCGGCAGAAACCCGGGGAAGGGAGUACUGCCAUGAAAGGCGGCAGGCGGCAACCCCCCGUUGGUUUUCGUCAACGUCACCUCAUGAGCUUUCCGAACGAUGCAGCAGGAAUGCCUGGGAAGACGUCCCGGGUGAAGAAGCACACUCUUUCAGAGCCUGUAUCCAGCUCCUUCUUAGCAGACAUUGCAGCUGCGGAGCUCGCACCAGCGGACCCUUACGACCAGGGUACGGCCAACCUGCCAUGGGAAAAGCUGGGUGUCUUCAAUGAUCUCACCAAGGCUCUGGACCGGAAAGCAGCCAUGGGCAGCUACACGUCUGCGGCGGCAGUGAAGUCGAGGCAUACCCUUUCUGAUUCGCUGGACACGUUUGGUGCAUCGUUGACGCACGUCAACGCUCUCUUCAACCGCAAGUUUGGCUAUAGUGCUCGAAAGGUGCCGGCACACAUGCCUCACUUCAUCGACAAGACCAUUAUGGAGCGCCUUCAUGAGACGUUUCCAGUGGACUUUGACGUCACCUCAGCUCACAAGUUCCGGCAGGGCAAAGACAUGCAGUUCGCUUUCUCAUACUUCUACUUUCUUCAGGAGGAAAAGCGUAACGCUUCAGCUUUCGACAUUUUCGACCAGCUGGAUGUGGACAAGUCCGGAGAACUAUCCCCAGGCGAGACCAGGUCUCUGCUACUCAGACUGCACGAUGUACCGCUCUCAGACAAGGACAUUUUGCAAACUCGUGAAAUGUUGACAGCGUGUGCUCGUAACAUGUCCUCCGUUGGCACAGCGCAAAGUGCACCUUCCCUGGUGAACUACAUGAGCCAUAGUGCUGCAGUGUUCACUAUCUGUGGUGGCAGUCCUUGGCUAGUGUCGCCGGCACGGCUAGCUGCAUUGAACACCACCGGAAACUGCAGUACUGCCAGCAACUCGUCAGCGUGGCCUGUUCUGACAAGCAGGCUACUGGCAAACUGCUCUGGCAUCGCCAGGAAACUUGUAGCGAAAAAGGACGCGAGCAAGACAAACAAGUUUGAGAAGGGUGAUAGUGAAGACGUUCAUUUCAUGAUGAUCCGCUCUAAUGUCAGCAAGGCUUUGCAGCAAUUGGAUGAAGUUUUGCAGUCCAGAAAGAAAUUCUUGUGUAUGAAUGACAACUUGGAUCAUCGCAGCCGCGAGGCUCUUCAGGUGAAACAUUUGCUGAAGGACUUUUAUCAGACAUUGUUUCCCGCCCGGUCACAGUUUGAACUUCCAGAAGGUCAGCAGAACCGCGUUCUGUAUGCGCAGCGCGUCAGAGAGUGGCACACAGACAUCGGGCUAGUCGGCAAUCUGGUUCUCAGCUUGUUUGUGUUCCCCACGCUACUCCUGCUCCUGUGGAGUGUGAAAAGCGAGCUACUGAAUUGGCAGUCAGCCACAGUAUCUUGAUGUGCAUUGUGUCAAGGGAAGCUGCCACACGUGCCAGAUAUUGGACAGCUAGCGUGUGACCUGUUCCGACCGUGCAUGCUGUUUGCACGUUUAGCUAGUAGUGGUAAACCACACAAACUGGUCAGGUUGAGUAGCCCUCCGUUGCUGCUCACCUUUCCAAUGCAGCCGACCACACAACAUAUUCAGGUAGUGUAGCUUCCACUGCCAUCACACAUCUUCCAGUGCAGCCGUCCACGCAGCAGGGGCAUGUUGAGUAGCCCCGCUGCCACACAUCUUCCAGUGCAGCCGUCAACGCAGCAUGGACAUGUUGAGUAGCCCCACUGCCACACAUCUUGCAGUGCAGCAAUCAACGCAACAUGGAUAUGUUGAGUAGCCCCACUGCCACACGUUUUCCAGUGCAGCCGUCCUCGCAAGACACAUUCCAGUACUGGUUUAAUUUUCUGUUUUUGUUGUUGUUGGAUCAUGUAAGUUGAAUGCAUGCUAAUUUAUUGGGAGAAAUAUACCAAAAGAGCUCUGCUCUCCCGUAAUAGAUCAUGUGGACACAUGCGUAACCAUGACAUUUAUUUCCUCUCUCUUCUCCGGGCAAUUCUGCCUCUCUUCAUCUUCUUCUUUCCCUCUUUGUCUUAUCAAGACUAUUAAACAUUAUUUUAAUGAUUCUGCCUCCCCUUUUCUUUCUUACAAGUCGGUCACUCUUUCUUGAGGGACUCUGCAUUGGAGUGUCUUGCGCUGGUUCGCAAGGGCGUUUCUUCACAUUCUCGUUAUUUAUGGCUCAUGCCAUCGUGGCAUGAAGAGAAGUCUUGAAUUCUUCACUCA